ACUGCGGUAGUGCCACUGCUGGGAACGCUGAUCGUUCGAAUUGGAUCGGCGUUCACACAGAAAUCCAGGAGUCGCGGUACCGGUAUAUAGGGAAGACCCAGAGAGGACACUUAACAACAACAGGCGGUUGAGCGCAUCCACGAUGGCGUUCCGUACGGCCCUCUGGAGCACCCUCGUCUUCACCAUUGCACAUCUUUCAGGACAUGUGGGAACCGUUGGUGGAGCUCGAACUCCCGUGACAGCUUACGGGAACGGUCCAAAUUUCGACCACCAAGGCCAUACCGUGGCUUCUCAGCCUUUCGGAGACUUGUCAUACCUGUCCUCGACUGACUAUACCCGUCUCGGCCACAGCGCCUUUCCUCAUUAUAACGUGCGGAUCAAGAGGUCAGACUUCUGCGACGGUACCGCAAACGCAUACACAGGGUACAUCGACAUCGAAGCGAGGCACUUGUUCUUCUACUUCUUCGAAAGCAGACGCGACCCCGAUCGUGAUGACGUGCUCCUCUGGACCAACGGUGGACCUGGCGGGUCGUCCUCUACCGGUCUGUUUAUGGAGCUCGGUCCCUGCAGGGUUACCAGUCCCACGAAUAUCUCUUUCAAUCCCUAUUCGUGGAAUGAGUACUCCAACAUAUUCUUCAUCGACCAGCCAAUUGGUGUCGGUUUCUCGUAUGCUGACCAUGGAGAGACUGUGGUAAGUCAAGAUAGUACAUUAUAA
Messenger RNA from Phanerochaete carnosa HHB-10118-sp, 715 nucleotides. RefSeq lists its product as uncharacterized. Gene Ontology annotation, cellular component: fungal-type vacuole. Gene Ontology annotation, biological process: proteolysis. Gene Ontology annotation, molecular function: serine-type carboxypeptidase activity. The record is from RefSeq and is a predicted model, not a curated record. The transcript is spliced from 2 exons. Lineage: Eukaryota; Fungi; Basidiomycota; Agaricomycetes; Polyporales; Phanerochaetaceae. Bases 143 to 715 code for a protein of 190 amino acids.